Messenger RNA from Octopus bimaculoides (California two-spot octopus), 8380 nucleotides. Its product is annotated as DNA polymerase epsilon catalytic subunit A. Gene Ontology annotation, cellular component: epsilon DNA polymerase complex; nucleus. The record is from RefSeq and is a predicted model, not a curated record. Gene Ontology annotation, biological process: DNA replication; leading strand elongation; mitotic cell cycle. NCBI's taxonomy places the organism in Eukaryota, Metazoa, Mollusca, Cephalopoda, Octopoda, Octopodidae. Gene Ontology annotation, molecular function: zinc ion binding; single-stranded DNA 3'-5' DNA exonuclease activity; DNA-directed DNA polymerase activity.
CCCUCCCGCCAUAUCUCUUAUUUGGCGCCAAAUGCAAGAUCAUUAGUUACAAUAACAAACAUGGUUCUUCAGAACUCUGGUAAAUUUAAAGCAGAUACAGAUGGCGAAGCUGUAGUGCGAGAAGAUACAAGUGAGAAACGUCUACAAAGAAGCAUUCAAAAUGAUGAGGUUGAUUCCAGAUUUGGAUUUGUCCGCUAUAAAGAAUCAGCAGAAAGAACAGGAUGGCUUAUUAACAUGCACCCGGCUGAUGUAUUGGAUGCAGACAAACGUCUGGUCAGUGCUGUGGAUUAUUAUUUUGUGGAAGAAGAUGGCAACAGAUUCAAGGCUACCCUUCUGUUUCAACCAUAUUUCUAUGUUGCCACCAAGCCGAACUGUGAAAGAGAAGUGGCCUCAUAUCUUAGUAAAAGAUUCUCUGGUAAAAUAGCUUCUGUGGAAACUGUAAAGAAAGAAGAUCUUGAUUUGCACAACCACUUGGUAGGCCUCAAAAGAACCUAUCUGAAAUUAUCAUUUCUCAGUGUUGAAGAUUUGAUAAAAGUAAAGAAAGAAAUCAAUCCUGUUGUGAGAAAGAACAGAGAAGAAAGGAAAUCUCAAGAUGUUUAUACUGCAAUGCUAACCACACAUAAUGCUGAUGUGGCUCCUAAAUGUAUUUCAAAGAAACUCACAGAACAAAUGGACAACAUCAUUGAUAUAAGGGAGCAUGAUGUACCUUAUCACGUACGAGUUUCAAUUGACUUGAAGAUAUUUGUUGGUCAUUGGUAUACAGUGCAAGGACAUGGGUCAGCUUCUCCAGAUAUUAAACUACGUGAUGAUCUUGUUGACCGACCUGAUCCUGUUGUUUUUGCAUAUGAUAUUGAAACAACUAAACUGCCCUUGAAGUUUCCUGACUCCCAGACUGAUCAAAUUAUGAUGAUCUCAUAUAUGAUUGAUGGUCAGGGUUAUCUUAUUACAAACAGAGAAAUUGUUUCAAUGGACAUAGAGGACUUUGAGUACACUCCUAGGCCUGAAUUUGAAGGACCAUUUAUCAUAUUUAACGAACCAGAUGAGCUGAGUCUUAUUCAAAGAUUCUUUGACCAUAUUUUGGAAUCAAAGCCUCAUAUUUUUGUCACCUACAACGGAGACUUUUUUGAUUGGCCUUUUGUGGAAACUCGUGCUGCUGUCUAUGGCAUCGACAUGUCACGAGAAAUCGGGUUCCAGAGGGACAAUCAAGGGGAGUAUAAAUCUAGAGCUGCUAUUCAUAUGGACUGCUAUAAAUGGGUUAAAAGAGACAGUUACUUACCUGUUGGCAGUCAAAACUUGAAAGCAGUUGCAAAGGCCAAGCUUCGUUAUGAUCCUGUUGAGUUGGACCCUGAAGACAUGUGUCGUAUGGCUAGUGAAGAGCCACAGGUCCUUGCCAACUAUUCAGUGUCAGAUGCUGUUGCUACUUACCACUUGUAUAUGAAAUAUGUUCACCCUUUCAUAUUUGCUCUGUGCACCAUUAUUCCGAUGGAGCCCGAUGAGGUCUUGCGCAAAGGUUCUGGGACACUCUGUGAAGCCCUCUUGAUGGUGCAGGCAUACCAUGCUAAUGUUAUCUUCCCCAAUAAACAGGAAUCAGUUCUGAAUAAACUUACCCAUGAUGGACAUUUACUUGACUCUGAGACUUACGUUGGUGGACAUGUUGAAGCUCUGGAAUCAGGUGUCUUCAGAGCAGAUAUUCCCUGUCGUUUUAGAAUGGUACCUGAUGCUUUCCAGACUCUUAUGAAUACUGUUGAGAAAACCAUGAAACAUGCAAUAGAAGUUGAAGAGAAAGUGUCCUUGGAACAAGUAACCAACUUUGAUGAAGUUUGUGAAGAUAUUAAAGACCGAUUGGCUAUGUUGAGAGAUUGUCCAAACCGUUUAGAAAACCCAAUAAUUUACCAUUUAGAUGUUGGUGCUAUGUAUCCAAAUAUUAUUCUCACCAACCGACUUCAGCCUUCUGCAAUGGUUGAUGAAGAAAUUUGUGCUGCUUGUGACUUCAACAAACCUGGUGCAACAUGUCAGAGGAAGAUGACUUGGAUGUGGCGAGGAGAAUAUAUGCCUGCUACCAGAAGUGAGUUCCAACGAAUCCAGCAGCAAUUGGAAAAUGAGAAAUUUCCACCAUUUUUUCCUGGUGGACCACAAAGAGCUUUUCACCAGCUUCCAGCUGUGGAACAAGCUGCCAUAGAGAAAAAGAGACUGGCAGAAUAUUGCAGGAAAGCUUACAAGAAGAUCCAUGUGACAAGAAAAGGAGAAAAAGUUGCUACCAUUUGUCAAAGAGAAAAUUCUUUCUAUGUUGACACAGUUCGGGCAUUUCGAGACCGACGCUAUGAGUUCAAAGGAUUAGUGAAGGUAUGGAAACGCAAGUUGGGAGAAGCUGAAGCAGCAAAAGAUGCCGCAGAGAUAAAAAGAGCCAAUGGAAUGGUUGUUUUGUAUGAUUCACUACAACUGGCACAUAAAUGUAUCUUAAAUUCCUUUUAUGGAUAUGUCAUGAGGAAAGGUGCUCGUUGGUACAGUAUGGAAAUGGCUGGAAUUGUCUGUUUCACAGGAGCAAACAUCAUCACAAAAGCUCGAGAAAUUGUUGAACAAAUAGGACGGCCUCUGGAACUGGACACAGAUGGUAUAUGGUGUGUAUUGCCAGCAACAUUUCCAGAAAAUUACGUUGUCAAAACAACCCAUCCAAAGAAAGCAAAAUUGACAAUUUCUUACCCAGGAGCCAUGCUUAAUGUAAUGGUGCAGAAUGAAUUUACUAAUCACCAAUAUCAAGAAUUAGUUGACCCAGAUGCUCUGAAAUAUGAAGUCCGCAGUGAAAAUUCAAUAUUCUUUGAAGUUGAUGGGCCUUACUUAGCAAUGAUUCUUCCAGCUUCCAAAGAAGAAGGCAAAAAACUGAAGAAACGAUACGCUGUCUUUAAUUUUGAUGGUUCUCUUGCAGAACUGAAGGGUUUCGAAAUAAAACGGCGAGGCGAGCUGCAAUUGAUAAAGAUCUUCCAGUCAUCCGUCUUUGAAGCAUUUUUGAAAGGUAGCACUUUAGAUGAAUGUUACAGUGCCGUCUCUAAAGUAGCAGACUAUUGGUUAGAUGUCUUGUACAACAAGGUAAGUGACAAUCUUAUUGAACUCUUCUAUCUGAUUUGGCAGAGUUUCUACAGCUCGAGGAAACUGGAAGAUUACGGACAGCAAAAAUCAACAUCUAUAAGCACAGCUAAACGUUUGGCUGAAUUCCUUGGUGACCAAAUGAUCAAAGAUGCUGGUCUGAGUUGCCGCUAUGUGAUAUCUAAAAAACCAGAAGGUUCCCCAGUUACAGAGAGAGCUAUUCCAAUGGCUAUUUUCCAAGCUGAACCAGGAAUCAAGAGACAUUUUCUCAAGAAAUGGCUCAAGACUUCCAACAAAGAUCUUGACAUUAGAAAUAUUCUUGACUGGCAAUAUUAUAUUGACCGUUUGGGUGGUGCCAUCCAGAAGAUUAUUACCAUUCCAGCUGCACUACAGCAAGUGGCCAACCCAGUACCACGUAUUCCUCAUCCAGAUUGGUUACAGAAGAAAUUAUUAGAGAGAACUGACAUUUUCAAACAGAAGAAAAUUAGUGAAAUCUUUGCUCCUCAACCCAAACCACAGGAACCAGAAGUGGAUUCCAUAAAAGACAUAGAAGAUCUGGGAGUUCCUGCUAAGCCCAACAUGCCAGUUCGAGCUACAGUCACCAAACGUAAACGGAUGCAAUCAAGUGAAGAUACUGACUUCUCAAAAACCAAUUCUCAGAACUCAGAAUCUUUGACUCAAACAUUUCGAGAUAUUUUAGGACCUCCUCCACCAAUGGGAAAAACUAAGGCUGAAAUGGUGGAAUGGUUACAGUAUCACAAAAAGAAAUGGGCUUUGCAGUCUAAAGACAGGCAGCUCCAAAAACGGCGGCGGGUUGAUUUGGCAGACUUUAAUUCCAGUGCCACGCCGAUUAUUGGUCGUCAAGGUUUGAGUGGUUUCAUGCGCCGUACAGCUCGCACCAUCCUAGAUUUACCAUGGCAACUGAUACAGUUGGCUGAAACCAGUGAACCUGGCCAAUAUCGACUGUGGGCACUCAUUGGAAACGAUCUUCAUGUUAUGCGACUGAAUGUCCCCAGAAUAUUCUAUGUGAACCAAAAGACACCAAAAGAAGGAGAAGGAGCCAUGUGGAAGAAGGUUCAAAAGACUCUACCAAGAUCCCACCCUGUUAUGCACCUUUACCAAUACACAGUACCAGAAAAUGUCUACCUGGAGCACUGCAAUGAAAUCAAUGCUGAUCUAUCAUCUCCAGACAUUGAAGGUGUUUAUGAGACUCAAGUACCAUUAUUGUUCCGUGCCUUGGUCCAGUUGGGUUGUGUUGUCACAGUCAACAGAGAUUAUGCUAGACUUCUUGCUGGCAAGGAAACUGACACAUUUGAUAUGGAGAUGCUGGAAUUCCGUACUUUGGCACAAUAUUCAUACUUGGAACCUGGCUCAAUGAAGCACAUCUAUUUUUACUGCCAUAAUUGUGGAUCCAAAAUGAUAAUAGCUAUAAUGUUUCCUAUGUCCAAGAAAGGUUCUAUAUUUGUGGUUGAUACAGUACAGAGUGACCAAAUGCCAAAUCUUGCUGCCAUGUACACAGCUGAGAGAAACUCCAAAGUGUCCAAAGGAGUUGAUGAGGCAUCUCUUCCUCCUGCAGGAACUCAAAACUUUCAGGUAAAAUUGGAUAAAGAUAUAAACCGUGUCUACAGGAAUGUGCAGAGGAUUCUCUCGGCCUACAAAGAUGAGAAGCGGGGACCCACUUUUAUUGCCAUCCAGUCCAGUCUUAGUUUCUCUCAACUGACAUCUGCUAUGCCAGAGAUGAUCAACUUCCCCAUGGUACCUAUUCACAUGUCUGACAGUAACACUCUAUACAAUGUGCUGGAUUGGCAGAGAGUUGGCAGUCGAAGAAUGCUUCAACAUUACAUGAAUGUGAAACUCAUCUUGCAAGUGAUGCUGGAACAGUGCCGAUAUCUACACAUUCCUUUGGGUAACAUACCCAGUGACAUCACAAUGUUUGGAUGUGACCUCUUUUUUGCCCGACAUCUCCAGAAACACAACCACUUACUCUGGUGUUCCUUGUCUGACCGACCUGAUCUGGGUGGCAAAGAAGCUGAUGACCAUCGGUUGUGUAUGGAACUUGAAGAGAAAACUACAGUGGAGGUGAACAAACCAGGAGCAUAUUCUACAGUAUGUCUGGAGUUGGACAUGUCAAGUUUGGCUGUCAAUACAGUUAUUGAGUCUGCCCAUGUCAGUGAUGUAGAGGGAGCAAGUGCAGUCAGUUUUGACCUCAUGCCCCGGACUUCUUUGGAGGAAAUGAUGCAAGGCCAAGGUGCAGCCACAAUGUUGACCAGUUAUGAUGAAACAGCUCUGUGCUCAGUUACUUUCAGAAUCCUGAAAACCAUGAUUCAAGGUUGGGUUAGAGAUGUGACAGCUUACAAAAAUGUUUUUGCUGACAACCAGAUUGUACACUUCUAUCGGUGGUUGCGAUCUCCCACAGCCCUUUUAUAUGAUCCAGCCUUGCGAAGAACACUUAAUGGAAUGAUGAGGAAAAUUUUCCUUCAGCUGAUAGCUGAAUUCCAGCGACUUGGUUCUUUGAUAGUAUUUGCCAAUUUCAACAUGAUUUUGCUCUGCACCAAGAAACAGUCUAUUGACAAUGCCCUCAGUUAUAUGAAUUACAUCACAAGCAGCAUUAAAUCACGUAACCUGUUCCAUUUGAUAGAAUUUACUGUAGAGCAGUGCUGGGAGUAUCUCUUGUGGAUGGACUCUGCUAAUCACGGUGGAGUGAAAGGUAAAUUGCCAUCUUCUGCUGAAUCAGAAAUUCCUGAAGGAGGUAAUGAUGAUGAUGAAGAGAAAGAGAAAGAGUCUGAUGCAGAAGAGGAUAUGGAUAAUGAAGGAGAAAAAUUAGAUGAUGAUUCUAGUGAUGAGCCAGAAAUUGAGAUGAACUGGAAUAUUGUCCAGUUUCUUCCUGAAAGUGGCGCCUGUCAAACCAAUUUUAAUAUGAUCGUUGCUGGAUAUAUUCUUUCAAUGUACAAUGAAAUCCAAGACGAACACAGACGGAGAACUCCUGGUAACACGCCUGUACAGCGUCGUUCAAGUCAGACUCAGACCAUCACAGAUUACUCGACUGCCCCAAGUAUAGUGACUUUUGCACAAGAUUUAAUCCAGGGAGAUCUUGCACAGCAGAUGUUUAUGCUAACACAGAAGAUCCAUAAGAAACUAUCUACUAGUCGUUAUGGGAAUGAGGGCAGUGAGUUUCCAGAACCUCCCGGUUCCCACUUGAAGCCAACAUGUCCUGCUUUGGAGUUUGUCAAAAGUGUUCUAACGGUGUUGUCAUUGGAUACUAAUGUAACACUUCAAGCCACCAAAUUAAAAAGGGACCUUCUCCGACUUAUAGGAUAUGGGGAAUUCUCUCCCGAUGCUGUCUUUAAAGAUCCUUGUUUAUCUUUUAUUCUUCCAGAGGUUAUCUGCAAGACAUGUAAUCACAUUCGAGACUUAGAUCUUUGUCGAGAUCCUUAUUUGAACCGAGAGACUCUGGGUGCUACAUGGUCAUGUAUCCAAUGUCACACUGAUUACGACACAGCUGAGAUAGAACACAGUCUAGUUGAGGUUAUUAACCGCAAGUCUCUUGCCUAUACCCUGCAGGAUACCAGAUGUGUGAAGUGUAAAUUGAUCAAAAAUAACAACAUGCAGAAUUACUGCUCGUGUGCAUCUAGUUUUGAAAAUGUCAUUUCCCGAGAUGCAUUUCUAUCUACCAUGAAGACCUUCUAUGGAAUUGCUCAACAUUAUAAUAUGCAGCUGCUUCUAGAAACAGUUACAUGGAUCCUGAAGAUGAAUGAUUCUUUGAACAGCUAAUUCAGUAUUCACGAUGAAGUCUGAGAGAGAGAAAGAGAGAAGUGUGAGAGGAGGAUAUGCAUUCUAAGAAUCAUUUAUUUCAUUAUUUAUUUUGGCUUCUGAGAUCUGUUAUUUAGAACUUUUCUUUCAAUGUUUUGGCAUAGAAUGUGCUGUCUCUAUUUCUAAGAUUCAAAAGAUUGGAUUGAUUUUUUUUUUUUAUAUAAAUGUUUUCUGAGUGAAUGUGAAAUGACAAAUUGUACAAUGCCUCUUGCAUGUGUGUGUUGUAUUGACACACAUAUGUUUAUGUUAAUAUUUACAUUCUGCACUUAGCUGAGCUAUGGAUGGUGUGGUAUUGUUUUUCAUUAACAACAAAUUGUUAGUAUUUUCCAAGGUGAGUUGAAUGAAAAGGCUCUUUCUUGAAAAACAGGUACAGGUUAAUGAGAAAAACCUCCAGCUGUAAAAACAACACCUCAGUAAUAUGUAUUUAUUCAACCUAUGCUGGUAUUAAAAAUAAAUGAAAACAGACGAAUAUAAAAAAAAAGGCAAAUUAAAUAGAAGUCAAAUUGAUGACAUGGAAAAAAUACCAAAGUGGAUAAAACUUUUUGUGUAGUUUGAUAUCAUAUUGUCCUGGGUUCAUAUCUUGCUAAACUUAACUUAGCCUAUCAAUCCUCGAGUACUAAUAGGAAUGUCAGUAAUUGUAAUGGACGAGGAUUGAUUAAGUCUAUUAUAUAUCUUCUCCUGAUUAAGUAGCCUUGUGCUACUUAAUCAGCUGAAACCAUUAAUAUUCAUUUGAUGGGUAAAGCAGUGAGCUGGCAAAAUCAUUAGCACUUCAAGCAAAAGGCUUAACUGCAUUUCGUCUGUGGAUUCAAAUACCGCCAAGAUCAAUAAAGUACCAGUUGAGCACUGGGGUCAAUGUAAUUGACUUAGCCUCUAUCCUUGAAUUGCUGGCCUUGUGCCCAAAUUUGAAACCAAUAUUAUUUUGAUGAUCACUAUGGAAUUAAACUAUCAGCUCCUGCUGUACAAAGCUGCCAAUCCCUUUAACAGAAGUCAAUGCAGUUGAACAUAUUCACUCGUCUACCAAACAAUGAUGCCAUAUGUUGCUUUAGAGUCCUCUUGUUAGAGUAGAGCUUUCUCCAAUGUCUGAUCUCUAUCAUUACUGUCACAUCUUUGAUGUCAUAGUAGAGCUGUAUGACAACCUCCAUCACUACUGUCUCAGCUCCAUACCUCUACAGCUCUUUAACCUCCAUCUCUAUAACACAGCUCUGCAAUAUCUCUACAAUACACUCUUAUGUAUACCUUAAAGAUUGAGAGAAAUCCUGUCAGAUACACUAUAGCAAUAUUUAGAAUAAUUCACCAUUAUUUCUUUGAACUAAUGUCUGUAGAACUCUAAUGUUUAGGAACUGACGUCAGGAAUUGUGGUUAUGUUCCAUUAUGUUUUUUAUCAAAAAUAUAUCCGAGCAUUUGAGAAUUGUAAAUAAUAUUCUUAAGCUGUUUGAAGAAAUCACUUUGUUUAUAACUUGUAAAUAAAACAAAUUUAUUGAAAAUGUAA